This is a messenger RNA of Scatophagus argus, 4335 nucleotides long. RefSeq names its product zinc finger RNA binding protein (gene zfr). Gene Ontology annotation, molecular function: single-stranded RNA binding; double-stranded RNA binding; zinc ion binding. Lineage: Eukaryota; Metazoa; Chordata; Actinopteri; Scatophagidae. The transcript has 20 exons. Gene Ontology annotation, cellular component: precatalytic spliceosome. The coding region runs from base 123 to 3341 and encodes 1072 amino acids. The record is from RefSeq and is a predicted model, not a curated record.
GACAGAAAACAACCACAUCGUCCGUUUUCUCCGCGCAUGCGCCAGGACGGCUUUUCCGGGUGCGACAUGUAAUAUAAAUAGGCUGCUCUACAAUACGGGUGUUGGUAGAAUACACGAAACCAAUGAUUCCCAUAUGUCCAGUGGUCUCCUUCACCUAUGUGCCCAGCCGGCUUGGUGAAGAUGCCAAAAUGGCUACCGGCAAUUACUUUGGAUUUACCCCUGGCGCUGCUGCGCAGUAUAGUCAGCAGCCAGCUGCAGGGGUAGCAUAUACACAUCCAACCACAGUGGCCAGUUACACAGUUCAUCAAGCCCCCGUGGCGGCGCACACUGUGGCGGCGGCUUAUGCUCCCACUGCAGCCACCGUUGCUGUGGCUAGACCUGCACCCGUUGCCGUGGCAGCUGCUACUGCUGCAGCUUAUGGAGGAUACCAGCCAACUCAUGCUGCCACUGACUACGGCUACCCUCAACGCCAGCCUGAAGUCCCUCCACCACCACCGCCAGUCACCUCACAGAAUUACCAGGACUCCUACUCCUAUGUGCGGUCCACAGCACCUGCUGUACCUUAUGACAGUAAGCAGUACUACCAACAGCCCACUGCCACAGCGGCUGUCGCUGCUGCACAACCACAACCCAGUGUGGCAGAUUCCUACUACCAGACAGCCCCUAAACCGGGAUACAGCCAGGGGGUAACGUCAUACACCCAGAGUCAGCAGACUCGACAAGUGACUGUGAUAAAGCCAGCUGCUCCCAGUCCAGCAUCAUCUACUUUCUCCAUCUACCCAGUGACCUCCACUGUCCAGCCCGUGGCUGCUGCUGCUUCUGUCGUCCCUUCUUACUCCCAAAGCCCAACCUACAGCACAAACGCUGUCACCUACUCUGGAACCUCAUACUCGGGCUAUGAGGCAGCAGUUUACUCAGCUGCCUCCAGCUACUACCAGCAGCAACAGCAGCAGCAAAAGCAGGCAGUAGCUGCUGUAGCAGCGACAGCAGCAUGGACAGGCAACACUUUCACCAAGAAACCUCCUUUUCAGAAUAAGCAGCUUCGGCCCAAGCAGCCGCCCAAACCCCCCCAGAUCCACUAUUGUGAUGUCUGUAAAAUCAGCUGUGCUGGCCCACAGACUUACAAGGAGCAUCUAGAAGGCCAGAAGCACAAGAAAAAGGAAGCUGCAUUGAAGGUUUCCCAGAGCAACAGCAGCAGUGGAAGUGGUGGAGGGGUAUUGGCCCGCAAUGCUCAGAACCAACUCCGCUGUGAACUUUGUGACGUUUCCUGCACUGGCGCAGAUGCCUAUGCUGCCCAUAUCCGUGGAGCCAAGCACCAAAAGGUUGUGAAGCUUCAUACCAAACUUGGUAAGCCCAUUCCCUCUACUGAGCCCAGUAUGGUCACUCAGACAUCAUCCUCCACCACAACUGCUGCCAGCAAGAUCACCACAGCUACCCUGAGCAGUUCCACGACCACCAGUUCUCUGUGUAUGGCUGCCUCCUCCUCCCCUGCCACUAGCUCCAGUCCCCCCUACCUGAAACCUGUCAACAUAGUCAGCAGUGGUGUGGCAGGUGUCAAGAAUCCAUUAACCAACAGCCUCUCUGCUGCCAAUUCUGCCUCAGCUGGGAAGAAAGUCACCGCACCCAAGAUCAAUUUUGUGGGUGGAAAUAAAUUGCAGACCACAGUGAAGAUAGAAGAGGCCAGGGUGGAGGCCAAAGUGGAGGCUUCUAAGCCUGCAACACCCUCUUCAGGUGCUCAGGACUCCAAGACUGAAAUUUCAGAUUCUCUGUCCACAUCAGCUCUGGCAGCACUGCAGAGUGAUGUCCAGCCUGUCGGACAUGACUAUGUUGAGGAAGUCCGAAACGAUGAAGGCAAAGUCAUCCGCUUCCAUUGCAAGCUGUGUGAAUGUAGUUUCAAUGAUCCAAACGCAAAGGAAAUGCAUCUCAAAGGUCGUAGGCAUCGCCUGCAAUACAAGAAAAAAGUGAAUCCAGAUCUGCAGGUGGAGGUCAAGCCCAGCAUCCGAGCCAGAAAGAUUCAGGAAGAAAAGAUGAGAAAGCAGAUGCAGAAGGAGGAGUACUGGAGAAGAAGAGAGGAAGAGGAGCGCUGGAGAAUGGAGAUGCGGCGUUAUGAAGAAGACAUGUACUGGAGACGCAUGGAGGAAGAGCAGCACCACUGGGACGAGCGACGUCGUCUACCAGAUGGAGGGUAUCCACAGGGACCUCCUGGUCUACUUGGGGUCCGACCUGGCAUGCCUGGCCUGCAGCCUCAGGGCCCUGUGCCCCCGCGUCGGCCUGAUUCUUCAGAUGACCGCUAUGUAAUGACCAAACAUGCAGCCAUCUACCCAUCAGAAGAUGAGCUCCAGUCUAUCCAGAAGAUUGUGUCGAUCACAGAACGGGCCCUCAAACUGGUUUCUGACAUCAUUACAGACCAGGACAAGGCCAAAGAAGAAGAAAAAGAGAAAAAAGAAGCCACUAAAGACAGAGCCCUGAAGGGAGUAAUGAGGGUCGGGGUCCUCGCCAAAGGCUUGCUUCUUCGUGGGGACAAGAAUGUCAACCUUGUCUUACUCUGCUCUGAGAAGCCCACCAAGGGACUCCUCACCCGCAUUGUGGAGCACCUCCCCAAACAACUAACAAUUGUAACACCAGAAAAAUAUGAAGUCAAAGGAUCCAUCCAGGAAGCAGCCAUCAUCCUGACGUCCUGUACAGAGCCAAAGAUGCAAGUGACAAUCACACUGACUUCACCUGUCAUCAGAGAGGAAAAUGGCCGGGAUGGAGAUGUAACUUCGGGUAUGGUGAAAGACCCAGCGGACGUCUUGGACAGGCAAAAAUGCCUUGACGCUCUGGCUGCUCUGCGCCACGCUAAGUGGUUCCAGGCUAGAGCCAAUGGACUUCAGUCCUGUGUGAUCAUCAUCCGAAUCCUGCGAGACCUCUGUCAGCGAGUUCCUACAUGGUCGCCCUUCCCAGGAUGGGCCAUGGAGCUGCUAGUUGAGAAGGCCAUCAGUAGCGCCUCUGCCCCCCUUAGCCCAGGUGAUGCACUGAGACGUGUUUUUGAAUGUAUUUCAUCUGGGAUUUUACUCCCUGGUGGGCCAGGAUUGAUAGAUCCAUGUGAAAAGAAGCCUGUGGAUACUCUGACACCUAUGGGAGAGCAACAGAGAGAGGACAUCACCUCAAGUGCCCAAUUUGCUCUGAGGCUGCUGGCAUUCCGUCAGAUCCAUAAAGUUUUGGGUAUGGACCCUCUGCCGCAGAUAAACCCUCGCUUCAAUAUCCGAAACAGCCGAAAACGUCGUCGUGACAACAGUGACGGGACAGACAGCUUUGAGGGUGAAGGCAAGAAGGACAAGAAAGAUUACGACAGUUUCUAAGCUACUCUGUUACUAAUUUAAAGUAAUCCACAUACAAAAAUGUACUGACAUGUUGUAUGCGCUGUCACCUGUGUAAGGCCUAGAGUUGCUUUUUGUCCCCCCCCCCUCCAUUUUUAAGAUGUACCAGCAUAAAUGCAGCCUAACACUGUUAAUACACAAACAAGACGUGUACCGUUUUAGUUGUAGACUUCAUAACACUGAGGGUCACACCUCUCUGUACUAGACAAAGCAGUUUUUACCCAAUGUGCUUCUUGAAUAGAAGUGUUGAUGACAGUGGCUUCUUCAGCGCCUGCUGCAGCUCCCCUCUUAACUGUGUUUUUGUUUGGUUACAAGUUGUGGGGGAAGAUCACAAGAUUAUGAGAAACAUAUAUGGUUUCAUCCACCUGUACAGUUGCAUUCAGAGGUGCACAGUGUUAUUAUUGUGAAACAUUUAUUUGGCCAACUUACUUGUCGAAAUUUUUCUUUUUACUGUGCUUUAAUGCAAGUGACGUUUGAUGCUGUGGUCUUGUUAUGUUUCAAUGCUAGGCUACACUGAAAAUAAAGACCUAUGAAGCAUUGCACAUUGCAAGAUUCAGAGGAACUUUAACUGUUGAUAGUUGAUAUUUCCGUUAAUAGUAAAGUUGUCACCCCUAAAUGUCAGUGUUAUGUCCUUUCACUUUCACAUAUAUGAAAGUAUUUGUAUAAUCUUUAAAUAGCUAAAAAGAAAAACCUUUUGUUUCUGGAAGACAUGGCCAUGUUCAUGUUGCAUAAUGUUUUGGCAUUUAAUAUUUGUUUUCCUGGUUGAAGAGGAGCUUUAUUGGUUUGCUUGCCUUUUAACUUGGUUGGGUGCUAAAUUAAGUUUAAUACUAGAAAUAAAACAACUAAAAGUUAUGACUGGGAAUGGGACGGACAGUAAUGUAAUUCUCUUCAGUGUAUGUUCUGUUGUGAAUGCUUGCCAUGUUCUGCGUUCUGCUUUAUAUUUCCAGUAGCAGAAUAAAUACAUUUCCAGACUGUA